GCAAAGAGCACCAAUUCAGAGAUUAUGGAUUUCGCGUCAAGUCUGGCUUUGCUACUUGCUUGCGUGGCCGUACUGGCUGAAUCACGAUAUUUCGAUCUUGAGAAUACACCAAACGCACACUUACGGAAGCAUAGCGCUCAGAUCAAUCACCAAACGAAAAGGGCGAAGAUCAUCGAAACAGAGUAUGUCGGAAUCGACCAGCAUGGCCAAGCUUACGUGAACUGCACGUACAACAUGGACGGCAUCGUCGGUGUGCGGAAGUGCUCGAUGCCGGCGUCGGACGCCGCUUUUGACAUGGGACUCGCCUGCUUCGCCUUGUGGAACGCUGAGGGCGAAAUGAUCGCUCAGGAUUGUUGGAUACAUCAAGAGUUAUCGUUGGAACAAUGCCAAAAGAAGAGGUGUUCACAUGCGACCGGUUACGGAAGUGUGAAUUUCUGCUGUUGCUUCGGACACGAAUGUAAUGGGAAGCUCGAGCUGGAUCUGUAAGAAUGCAAAGCGUUCACUAGGCGAGAUUUGACCGUUUCGUGGAGUUUGAGUUUCGCCUUGCCGACGUCUGAGAAUCUCCUCGAAAUCACUUCAAACAUCAUAUAUUGGUAGCGCAGAAACCGGUCCGGUGCUUACCAUCUGACCAGGAUGUGUGUCCUUUAUUUUACUUCUACACUUUUUCCAUCAUUUAUUCCCUUUUCCAAGGCACUUCGAUACUCUUUCGUUUGAUCUCUGUCCAUUUACGUACGGCUGUCAUCGACCAAACACUAUUAUGAUCUUAUUUAUUGAGUGCUCAGGAAAUCUUCUAUCGAAAGAGUUUCUGCUAUCCGUCUAGAACUUCUUAUUCUUUCACAAUAUGUAUACGCCGAGUCAGCUACAAUACUGGUCUCAACAUGUAAUCUUUUAUUGUCUCUGUGAUCUUAUUUCGCGUUAUUUGUUCA
Cylicocyclus nassatus is the source of this 926-nucleotide messenger RNA. The record is from the annotation of a GenBank genome assembly. Lineage: Eukaryota; Metazoa; Nematoda; Chromadorea; Rhabditida; Strongylidae.